UGAAAGGAAUCUGCAUCCAUAAAGGUAAGAUUAUAUUGGCCUCUCCUGGAGUCAAAAAGAAACUUUUUUAGAUUGUUAUGUAACUUAUGUGCACACAUGAGUGAUCAUCAAAGAAGAAUGAUACCAAAUGGUUGCUUAACCUUUUUCUUCACUUAAACAAAGGGUUUAUUCCCUCUGUGGACCGUAAAGAAAAAUAGAAAAAACUAAACCUAGUCUUCUCUUUUUGCUCUUGGGCAUAGUUCUCUUUAUAAAUUUGUAGAUCCACUUUAACUACAAGUCUUUUUAUAUAUAGGGUCUAAAAUAAGAUUGAAGUUACACUUUUUUGUUAGUUGUUUAUUUGUUUAUGUCUUGAGUGCUUAAUCAUGGCCUAAGCGUAAUGAUGUUAUAGAUAAUAUACAUCAUUAAUCAUUUCAUGUCUUUUCCCGUAUUUGCCUGAACUAUCAGCACAACUGUUCUCAGCACCAGUCCGUUAAAUAUCUCUCAUUAUCCUCAUAUUGUUUCCCAUAAACUUCUCUCACUCUCUCUAUCUUUCUCUUGAUAUGUCAGCUACUGGUAUAAAACGGUCCAACCUCAACACUAGACCGGUUCAGAGAGAUGCUUCGGCUAAGCAAACAGCUAUCAAGGGACCUUAUGGUAAGAGUCCGGGAUGCACAACAAGCUGCGGAUUAAGGUUACCGAGGAAAACAGAAGUGACAGCAGCAAAAUUGAUCAAGCAUCUUGGAUGCAAAUUUGCAAAAGGUUUGCGUCUGGUGGUGAUGAGGAAGAAGAAAAGAUCUCCACCGUCGAAGGUUUCUUCUUUUUCUGGGAGGUCUCAGCCACCAAUCAUCCCAAUAAACAAUGACAGUCAUCGAUCAGAGGCCAUAGAAGACUGCAUACAGUUCAUCAACUCAUCAUCCUCCUUCACCAGAUCAAACUCUACUUCUUAAGUGUUAUCAUUCCCAAACCUUUUGUCUCGGUCGCUCGCUCGCUCGCGUAUUGUCUAUUUUACUUAUUCGUGAGAGUUGCAUGUAAAUAAUGUCUACAUAAAUCUAUUAUGUGACUUCUGUUGUUGUAGUACGAGUAACUGUCUUCCAUCUUUCUCA
Arabidopsis thaliana (thale cress) is the source of this 1082-nucleotide messenger RNA. RefSeq names its product josephin protein-like protein. The record is from RefSeq and is marked reviewed. Bases 540 to 926 code for a protein of 128 amino acids. The transcript has a single exon. Lineage: Eukaryota; Viridiplantae; Streptophyta; Magnoliopsida; Brassicales; Brassicaceae.